Molecule: messenger RNA, 1860 nt
Organism: Anthostomella pinea
Lineage: Eukaryota; Fungi; Ascomycota; Sordariomycetes; Xylariales; Xylariaceae
Source: the annotation of a GenBank genome assembly
AUGGAGUAUCCUCCAAGAAAGCAUCACCGUCUACGGAGGGAACCGACUAUCCCCGAUGGAGCUGUAGCGUGUGAAUCGGCGAGGCGCAAAGGGAUGAUGCGAGAGCUCAAAGGGCUAGGGACACCGAUCUAUAAACAUGCAGAGCACGAGAGGGACUUGGCAAAUUACGAGCUACUGGAAGGUGACCUACUUGAAAAGUACCCAUCGAGAGCCAAUCAAGACAAGCGAAAACAAAAUAUGGUUCACUUCGACAUAGAUCCUCCAAAUAUCUUCAUUGGGGGUCUCGAGCUGGACCGUGCUGGAAGAGGACUGUGGCGAAAUACCCGUAGUGAAGCGAAAGCAAAGGCAAAUGGCGCUUCGACGGAGCCCGACAAGUCUACAGAGAAGGCCACCGACAAGGCCACAGAGAAGGCCACCGACAAGGCCACCGACAAGGCACCUGAGAAGACCACAAAGGGAGCCGUAAAGGAUACCGCAGAAAAAGACGGGGCCAGUUCAAAAGAUAAAGGAGGUAAAACAAACCCCUUACGUGUGAUACACGGUCAGCAGAACCGAAACCCGACCGAAGAGAUGGGAGCAUUCGCUUGUUCCUCGACUCAAGAAUGCAUCAGACAGGCAAAGCGCAACGUCUAUUACCUCAAUCGGCGGUGGAAAGCGAAGCAUGGCUUCCACGCCCCUAAGGAGCAAUUCGGUCCAGAGUGGGACAAAAUCCCUGAUAGGCCCCACGGUCCUGAGUUGGUUGAGUCUAAUAUAGCCGCUAACUAUAGAUCUCACACGAACGUAUGGGGUAUUGCAUGGACAAUGUGGAUUUUGAUAACCAAAUACUAUCCUCCGACACCACCUCAACCACAACCGCCUUACGACCUGCCCGUUGCCGACCCACGGUUAACAGACGAAGCAAUCGAAUUAUCCGGGCGCAGUCACGUCAUUUCGUACUGCCCAUUCUUCCUGGACCCAGCUAACACAGACUACGACUACGUUGACAUCAGAUUGCGCCAGACGAUUUCUCAGUGCAUGAGCCACGAUCCCGGUUGGCGGCCAUCGUUAAAGCACCUUGAAUAUCAAGCCACUCAAAUCGUUAGAAAUGCGGCGUUCUUGGGCGAGACCGAUGAGUACGUGAGGCGGUGGGUACACUACUGGCUCUACGAGGCGCCAUCCACCUCUGGCCCCGGCGGACCGACAGGCACGAGCGGUAAAGCAAAAGGUUUCGGUGGCGGAGGCGGCGGCGCGCCUGUGAACAAGCUGGAAGAGAACCUGGCUUCGAAGAAGGACCCUGACCACCCUAUCCGAAUCCAGCUGCAGAUUCAGUACAAUGCUAGCUUUCCAUAUGGCCAUGAUCGCAUCCCCAAUGCGGCGGUCAAUCUCGACUGCGGGUUCCGGGCACUGGUCGACAGCAUCCAAGCCCAGAUCGGACCGAACCCCCUGAUCGGCGGCGUCCCGACCGCCAUUGUGCUCCCAAGAAACGGUGAUCUUCGGACUAUUUACAACAACCCGAAGGCAGCGGGUGAAUUCGACGUACUCGUCCUGUUGAACGAGGCCAACGAAGACGAAGAAAGCAACUACUUCCUCUCUGAGCUGUCGCUGGUCCUGGUCCGCUGGGGCGAGUCCGUCGGGCUGAGUCUCCAGCUUUGCUAUAUCCUGGAAGGCCGCGGGAGGCCUAUGCGCGAGCCGGUGGAGGAUCAGAAUCCAAGGAACCUCUGGAUAUAUAACGAUAAUGCGAUGGAUCUCGCGGGAGCCAGUUACAACCAUUACGAGGGCAUUCGGGCCAGGCCGCGGCCCGCUUCACCGGCCGGCGGCGCUGGUACCGGCGUUAAAGAGGGGGCCGACCCGGACGACCUCCCAGACUAUGAAAGCGACUGA